GAGAAACUUCAGAAUAACCGCGAAAAUGGUCCUCUCACAGCCUGAAAACAAACACGUUCUGAAAGCCUUUGAUCUAACAGGCAAAGUCGCUGCCGUCACAGGAGGCGCCCGCGGAAUCGGUCUCGAAGUCUCAAAUGCUCUCGCUGAAGCAGGAGCAAAUGUCGCACUAAUCUACAACUCCUCCACCUCCGCAGCCUCGAUAGCCAACGACAUCGCAACCAAGAACAACGUCCGAGCAGCCGCAUACCAAGCGAACGUCGCCGACCAGGAGUCCAUCGAGCGUGUCAUCCAGCAAAUCGCGGCGGACUUCGGAAAGCUCGACAUCAUCGUGGUGAACUCAGGUAUCACGUCCAACAUCGCCGCGGAAGACUACACAGCAGAGCAAUGGCACGAGAUCAUGAAGGUGAAUCUCGACGGUGCGUUCUACUCUGCGCAAGCGGCGGCCCGGAUCUUCAAGACCCAGGGAUCCGGGAAUGUCAUUUUCACGGCGUCGGUUAGCGCGACGUUGGUGAAUGUGCCGCAGAAACAGGCUGCGUAUAAUGCAUCGAAAGCCGGUGUGGUUCGAUUGGCGAAGUGUCUAUCUGUUGAAUGGGUGGAUUUCUGCCGAGUCAAUUGCAUCUCGCCCGGUUAUAUCGCGACGGAGAUCCUGGAUAUUCAUAAGCAGGAGUGGAAAGAUAAAUGGUUUGAUAUGAUUCCCGCGAAGCGCAUGGCGGCUGCGUAUGAGUUGAAAGGGGCAUAUGUAUUCUGCGCCUCGGAUGCGUCGAGCUACAUGACUGGGGCGGAUAUCAUCAUUGAUGGGGGAUACACACUUCCUUGA
This is a messenger RNA of Aspergillus steynii IBT 23096, 817 nucleotides long. Its product is annotated as SDR family oxidoreductase. The record is from RefSeq and is a predicted model, not a curated record. The transcript has 5 exons. NCBI's taxonomy places the organism in Eukaryota, Fungi, Ascomycota, Eurotiomycetes, Eurotiales, Aspergillaceae. Gene Ontology annotation, cellular component: intracellular anatomical structure. Gene Ontology annotation, molecular function: oxidoreductase activity, acting on NAD(P)H, oxygen as acceptor. Bases 26 to 817 code for a protein of 263 amino acids.